Molecule: messenger RNA, 2189 nt
Organism: Aethalodelphis obliquidens (Pacific white-sided dolphin)
Lineage: Eukaryota; Metazoa; Chordata; Mammalia; Artiodactyla; Delphinidae
Gene: HIPK4
Product: homeodomain interacting protein kinase 4
Exons: 4
Coding region: 281-2113 (610 amino acids)
Biological process (GO): peptidyl-threonine phosphorylation; peptidyl-serine phosphorylation
Cellular component (GO): cytoplasm; nucleus
Molecular function (GO): protein serine/threonine kinase activity; ATP binding; protein tyrosine kinase activity
Source: RefSeq, a predicted model, not a curated record
ACUUAGCAACGCUGGAACCCAUUCAGGGGGGCUUGGGGCCCCUCAUCCCAAGCCAGGAGGUCUUCGGGGUAGGAGUGCACCCCCUGGCAGACUUGCUCUGCAGCCCAGGUGUCUGGGGGUUGUCAGGGAGGUGGGGGUGAACCUCGCAGGGCAAGGCACGAGUGCGGUUCUCUUUCCCCCACUGGGGAGGCCUCGGGGCCAGCGUCAGGGCGGGAGGCCUCGGAAGCAGAGCCCGUGGGGCGGAGGUGGCGGCAGGGCAGUGUCUGGUGGCAGAGGAACCAUGGCCACCAUCCAGUCGGAGACUGACUGCUAUGACAUCAUCGAGGUGCUGGGCAAGGGCACCUUCGGGGAGGUGGCCAAGGGCUGGCGGCGAAGCACGGGCGAGAUGGUGGCCAUCAAGAUCCUGAAGAACGAUGCUUACCGCAACCGUAUCAUCAAGAACGAGCUGAAGCUGCUGCGUUGCAUGAGGGGCCUGGACCCGGAGGAGGCCCACGUCAUCCGCUUCCUCGAGUUCUUCCACGACGCCCUCAAGUUCUACCUGGUCUUUGAACUGCUGGAGCAAAACCUUUUCGAAUUCCAGAAGGAGAACAACUUUGAGCCCCUCCCUGCCCGCCACAUCCGCACGGUCACCCUGCAGGUGCUCAGAGCCCUGGCCCGGCUCAAGGAGCUAGCCAUCAUCCACGCCGACCUCAAGCCUGAGAACAUCAUGCUGGUGGACCAGACUCGCUGCCCCUUCAGGGUCAAGGUGAUCGACUUCGGCUCGGCCAGCAUAUUCAGCGAGGUGCGCUACGUCAAGGGGCCGUAUAUCCAGUCUCGCUUCUACCGGGCCCCCGAGAUUCUGCUGGGGCUGCCCUUCUGUGAGAAGGUGGACGUGUGGUCCCUGGGCUGCGUCAUGGCUGAGCUGCACCUGGGCUGGCCCCUCUACCCAGGCAACAACGAGUACGACCAGGUGCGCUACAUCUGUGAGACCCAGGGCCUGCCCAAGCCCCACGUGCUGCACGCCGCCUGUAAGGCCCACCACUUCUUCAAGCGCAACCCUCACCCCGACGCCGCCAACCCCUGGCAGCUGAAGUCCUCGGCCGACUACCUGGCUGAGACCAAGGUGCGCCCACUGGAGCGCCGCAAGUACAUGCUCAAGUCACUGGACCAGAUAGAGGUGGUGAACGGCGGCAGGGCAGUCCGUCGGCUGACCUUCCCCGACCGCGAGGCGCUGGCGGAGCACGCCGACCUCAAGAGCAUGGUGGAGCUGAUCAAGCGCAUGCUGACGUGGGAGUCGCACGAGCGCAUCAGCCCCAGUGCCGCCCUGCGCCACCCCUUCGUGUCCAUGCAGCAGCUGCGCAGCGCCCAUGAGACCACCCGCUACUACCAGCUCUCGCUGCACAGCUGCCGCCUCUCCCUGCAGGUGGAGGGCAAGACGCCUAUGUCUGCCGUGGAUGCCGCGGAAGACAGGCCCCCCUACUACGGUCUGGCCGAGGAGGAGGAGACCGUGGGUCUGGGCAGCGGGCCUUUGUUCCGGGAGGAGAAGGCACCGGGCGUGCAAAAGGCCAUCGAUCAGCUGGACGACUUGAGUCUGCAGGAGGCGGGGAGUGGGCUGUGGGGCGAGACCCGCACCGACGUCGUCCCCGACGUGCUGGCCCCGCUCAAGGCCGCCGCUGCCGGCCGCUGGGUGCCCGACUCCGGCCCCGAGCCCAUCCUGGCCUUCUACGGCAGCCGCCUGGCAGGCCACCGCAAGGCCCACAAGCCACCCACAGGCUCCAAGUCCAACUUCAGCAACCUCAUCCGGCUGAGCCAGGCCUCGCCCGAGGAAGACGCCCCGUGCAGGGGCGGCGGCUGCGCGGAAGGAGAGCGGCGAGGGGCCUCUGCGGAGCUGCCUGCCAUCCCACAGUGGGACAGGGAUGGGCCGGACAUCAAGGACAUGACCGUGGAUGCUGAGAGGCCAGGCCAUGAGUUCUUCGACCUCAGCAGCUGUCCUGGGGAAUGGCUGGGCCAGCCAGACUGGACCCUGGAGGGCGUCGGGGGGCCACGGGCGCAGGGGCUCCCACCACGCCACACCCACCCGCAUGGUCCACCCCGGGCCACCAGCUUUGUGCAGCAUGUCGGCGGGCACCACUGAUGGCGAUUCCACCCCUGCCCAUCACCGGGUGAUGCGCUAGAGGGGCUGGCAUCCCCUCCUCAGAGCUAUCCCCUGA